GUUCGAUCUAAAGUCUGACUAUAAUUUUCUUCCGCUCGGCGCCCUAUGGCCCAGCGACGACAUAUGUGCUCAUCGAAGCACAACGCUCUCUGCCGAAUCGAGGUGGCGCACAAAACUAGUCGAGACAUGUCGGUCGAAAUGAGACGACGCGCCGUAUGAGUAUGAACUCUAGUGAGACGAUGCGUCGUACUGGAUGAGACGUCACGACGUCUCACGUACCUGAUACGACGAGUAGCAUGAUUUGGGACGAUGUCACUUGAAUUGAGACGACGAUCGGGACGGCGCGUCGCACUGUCGUACUUACUUACUGUUAUGACGCCUCGUCGUCUGAGACGACUCUUCAUAAUCAGAAACGACAUUCUUACGGCACGGGGCGCCGUCGCACGAAUUAAUUUAUCACUUCCACCAUCAUCUCAUUGUGGAAUUGGUUUCAGAUCAUGUCGAAAUUAACCACGUUGGGAGAGUUAGCUGCGCGGCCGUGCCCUUCAGGUGAAGAGGAAGCCUUGGCAGCUGUCGUUGAGGUACUCGACGAAAAUUUCCCUGACAGCUGGCGCUCAUGGGAAGUCCACGACUGUUCAUUGCAGGACCUAUUCGGGGACGACAAGGUUCCCUCGAAGUUGGAGUCCAAACUAAGGUUUGCAAUCCCUUCGAUAGACCUAUGCCGGGCAUUUGACCCAAAUUGCAGCUCAUUAUCCGAAAGAAAAUACAGGCAUAUAAGGGCAAAGAUCUUAAACUGGCCUCUAGGUCGAGCUUUGCUUUACUCGCCACAUUUUAUUGUUCCAAAAGUAUAUGGUUCUGGGAAAUAUUAUUUCGCCUUCAUGGAUACAGUUCGUGAUAUUAAGAAUAAAAUAACUAGCCGCAAAAACGUAUCUUCUGAACUCCAAGAUAGCCAUCAGGAAAAACCUUCAGUUAGCAGCACUCACACCUCUCCGGUAGCUAAUAACAUAAAUGAAUCUGAAUACCGAAUAGGCGAUCACCUGCCCCAAAUUGUGUAGAAAAUUCUGAGCAUCACACGUCAAGAAAAAGGCGACACGAAUCAAUCACAGAAGAUAACAGCGCAUCCACAAAACGCUCUGCUUAUUCCCAUAGCUUCGGAAGCAACGAUCACCUAUUAGUGACUGUGCUUAACCAACAAAUGGAAAUGUUUAAUCGCUUAAUAGACAUACAAAAUAAACAAAGCAAUAAUAUUGACAAAAUCUUAUCUAGCUCUCUACCGAAAAAUAUUCCUAAAACACCUGAUCUUAAUUCAUCUUUUGAAUCCCUUCCUGAUAGUACGCACUCUGAGAUCAACGUAGAACUACCUUUAUAUAAAACGCCCAACGAAACUUGCCUGUCAGAUGAUGACCGUUCCCUAAAGGAAUCCGAACUGCGAUCAAGAAUUUGUGAAGCUCAAAGAGAACUUGCCCUACUGCAAUCAGGACAAAGUGAGGCAUUUGACUUCAACCCUUCUACAACUUCAGCGGAACCCAAGGUAUCAAAAACCGAUCCACUCUUCCUAAAGCAAGGUAUUAACUGCCAACGCUUCGGACAAGAAGGAUGGCGUGACGACAGUUUCAGGCAUCACCGGCGUUCUCUGCCCUCAGAGUCAACAACCUCCUUGCCAACGUAUCACCUCCUUGGAAAUCAACCAGUGUACUUGAAAAAUUCGACCUAACCUUAAGAGCAAUCACUCACGGGCUCCUCCAACAAAGGAAAAUAUUUCAGGAUAUGUUAGAUAAGCUACCUCGUGAGCUGAGAACAAAAGUUGGCAAUGAACUUCUAACCACAGACUCCCAAUUUAAAAAGAAAUCUGACGCUCUUUUACAAUACGUGUGCGGUCGCCGAGCAGAAAUUAUAGAACAAAGAAGAGGCGUUUACAAGGUACAAAGUAAAGCACUUAAUGAAAUUUUACAUAACAUUCCUCUCUCAGAGACGCACCUUUUCUCCGAUGAUGCAUUGACUGAAGCAGUUAAGGCCUGCUCGAAUAACGAUAUUCGAAGGUUUUUUGCCUACUCCAAUCGUACGAAAUCUGCUAAUUUUCGCACAAGAGAAAGAUUUAAAACUACCCGGACGCAAACAACAAAAAAUAAUGACCGCAAUACAAGAGGAUUCAGCGAAGCUGCUCGCAAUGCCUUCAAGCAGACUCGACCAAGAACACAGCCUCAGCCUCAGCUCCGACAACAACAAUUCCAAGCGAAGAGAAACUGGGGAAGCGGCAAAAGAAACGACUUCACAGCGGGACGCCUACACGAAUACUUGCAACGUUGGAAUAUGGCGCCAAAACUAGUCCAACAAUUCAUCCAAGGAAAUUCUCAGCUUCAAAUAUUCAUUGGUUCCGAACCAAAGAGUCACCAGGAAUGCACGAACAAAUUCAAAACCUUUUGAAUUCAAAAUCAAUCGAGAAGAGUCCAUACCAGAGCGGUUUUUUAUCCGAAAUGUUCCUUCGGAAAAAGAAAGACGGGUCGUUCCGACCUAUUCUCAAUUUGAAGGGCCUGAACCGCUACGUUCUGGCACCAAAGUUUCGCCUUCUCAACCAUUUCAAAAUUCCGACGUUUCUAGGCAGCAAGAGUUACAUGAUGAAAUUAGACCUAUCGCAGGCUUAUUUUCAUUUGCCAGUAGCAUCAAGUCAUCGGCGUUACCUGUCCCUCAUGUUCCAAACAUAUAGACACACCUGCG
Molecule: messenger RNA, 2655 nt
Organism: Chilo suppressalis (striped riceborer)
Lineage: Eukaryota; Metazoa; Arthropoda; Insecta; Lepidoptera; Crambidae
Source: the annotation of a GenBank genome assembly